AUGGCAAAACUCUUCGUUGGCGGCCUAGCAUGGCACACUACCGAUGAAACUUUGCGCCAAGGCUUUGAAAGUUAUGGAACUGUCGAAGAAGCUAUCGUCAUCAAGGAUCGAGACACCAACCGUAGUCGUGGAUUCGGCUUUGUGCGGUUCGCUAGUGAUCAAGAUGCCGAUGCUGCAAUUGCAGCCAUGAACAACCAGGAGUUUGAUGGACGUGUCAUUCGAGUUGACAAGGCGUCGAACAACGCUUCAUCCCGCAAUGACGGUGGCUUCCAUGGUCGCGGUGGAUACAAUCGCUAUGACAAUGCUGGUGGCCGUGGCGGUUAUGGCGGUGGUGGUGGUGGCGGUUACGGCGGCGGCCAAGGAGGCUGGGGCGGCAACAAUCAGUACUCGUACAACCAAGGUGGCCAAGGACCGGUUUAG
Talaromyces rugulosus is the source of this 420-nucleotide messenger RNA. RefSeq lists its product as uncharacterized. The record is from RefSeq and is a predicted model, not a curated record. Gene Ontology annotation, molecular function: RNA binding. Bases 1 to 420 code for a protein of 139 amino acids. Lineage: Eukaryota; Fungi; Ascomycota; Eurotiomycetes; Eurotiales; Trichocomaceae. The transcript is spliced from 6 exons.